Messenger RNA from Salvia splendens (bonfire salvia), 656 nucleotides. RefSeq names its product chromatin accessibility complex protein 1. The transcript has a single exon. Gene Ontology annotation, cellular component: nucleus. Gene Ontology annotation, molecular function: protein heterodimerization activity; transcription cis-regulatory region binding. Gene Ontology annotation, biological process: regulation of DNA-templated transcription. Bases 35 to 445 code for a protein of 136 amino acids. NCBI's taxonomy places the organism in Eukaryota, Viridiplantae, Streptophyta, Magnoliopsida, Lamiales, Lamiaceae. The record is from RefSeq and is a predicted model, not a curated record.
CACGAAACCCCUCUUCAUCGUCACAGAAGGGGCAAUGGCAGAGCAAGAAGAAGGAGAAAACGCCGCCGGCAUCGACGAGCCGCCCCCGCCCAAGCUGGAGAUCCCGACCCGCCGAGUCAAGAACAUCAUGAAACUCGACAAAGAUAUCAGCAAGGUCAACGCCGAAGCGCUCUUCCUCGUCGCCUCAUCCACCCAGCUCUUCCUCCAGUUCCUCGCCGAGAAAUCCGCCCACGCCGCCGUCGAGAAGAAGAGAAAAACUAUAACACUCGAACUCAUUCGGAUUGCCACCAAGCGACACCGUCCCACUGCCGAUUUUCUGCUCGAUUCUCUCCCCCUGCCAGCUGAGCAGAAUCAUCCGGGAGAUCGUGCUAAAUCGCGGCCAGAUAAGAAGCCCGUUCCUUUUGCUACUCGUUCAAUUGAUGCUUUCUUUCAAAAGACCACUUGAAAUUUCCGUUGAUCGUCGAGACUGUAAAAUAGUUGAUUUUUUUUACUUCAUCUUCGUGCUAGAGGAUGUUUUGCUGUUGUGAUGCUCAGUUCGCGCUGUUUCAAUUAUGUGGAGAUAAAAUCGUGGGGAGUAGUUUGUUCAAUAUUGCGGUGCUUACUUUAAUUAACAAAUCCUGCGCAAUCGUGAUUAUAUUAGAAUUUUGAAUUUCUCA